Molecule: messenger RNA, 3120 nt
Organism: Saccostrea echinata
Lineage: Eukaryota; Metazoa; Mollusca; Bivalvia; Ostreida; Ostreidae
Exons: 3
Coding region: 114-1097 (327 amino acids)
Source: RefSeq, a predicted model, not a curated record
UACAGAGACACUUCCUCCAUAUACAUUCGUCAAGCAUAAACAGAACGUUUUCUCGAUUCUGAUGGUAACAAAAUAAAGUUUUUUUUCAGUAGAGUUUCGAUGUAGUGCUCACAAUGCAACAAUCCUCAAAAGGAAACUCCGGAGAAGAUGUAAAGGAGAGUCCCUCAGCAUUUUCAGUGUGUUCAAAGGACGGAAAAUUUAAAAGACCAAAUUCUGGAAAACGCGACAGUGGAUAUCACACGGAUAACUCACCUGCAGCUCAUGGAGGUCAACUUAUGUUUAAUUUUGAUGACAUCCCCUCGAAAUCGGGUGAUCAUCCUUUUCAUGAAAGUUUUGAAAGUUCUGGUGUGUUUGAUUUAGAAGAACAAUUGUCUGGAGAUACCAGCGAUCAGGAAGUUGAGAUGGUGUUGUCGAACCCAAAUUCUCCGAGACCUGAGCCAUCGAUACCUUUGGCCUCUCGUCCUUCUGCACCCCUCCCUAGGGAAAGUGAUAGAGAAAUGCAAUUGGAUUUGAUUCAAGGGAUAGAUAGUGAACCUCAUCUUAGUAUAUCCUCUCCAUCACAAAACAGAGGGGUUUCUUUCCAAAGAACCCGCUCGCGGAGACACGGAUGUUACUUUCGACCUAUUGAAAAUCGGUCUGUUGGAACCCAGACUCCCACCCCAACUUGCCAAAUCGUACAUGAUGUGAUUGAUCGUUUUCACCCUUAUGGACAUAUACGAGAUUCCCUGGCGCGAAAUCGACACAAUUCGGCAGGGGAACAGAAUCCGUCCACCUCUAGUCCGCUCCCAGACAUCAUUCCAUCUUCACGUGACCGCUCGGUAUCCCUCCCCGACGUCCCUUCUCUCCGCCAGCAACAGGAGCAGGCGGUCGGGAGGGAACUCCGGAGAAUCAGUGACGAGUUUCAUUACGCUUUUACAACACCCCCACGUAGAGCCAGAUUGUUUGGGGAACCGCAGUCGUUCCCGGGCUCCGUCAGGUUUAACAUGGCUCACCUAUGGGAUAGUCUCAGGAGUCUCAUUUCCAGCCCGGUGUCAAUUCGCCAUGACAAUGAUGAAAACGACCACUUCGAGGAUGAUGUUUUCCCCCCGAAAUGUUGACGGAAAUAUUGUUUGAGUCAGAGUACUCCAACGACAUUUAUAACCUUAUAUUUUGGAACUUAUUGCUUCCAUUGGGUGCUUUAUGUAAAUUAUGCAAUGGAUUAAUUCUACUCUGAGUCCGAUCGAGUUAAUGUCAAACACCGUUAAACGACAAGAAAUUAUUGUAAUUACGAUGAAAUAGCUUGUUGUGUUUGCUCAGUUUUGUGGCCUAGCCCAAAUUUUUCUGGAUCUCAUUUUUUUUUUUUUUUACAAACUAGUUAGUGUAUAUUUUCGUUUGUAUUCAAGUGUUUCCUCUUAGUUGUUAGUGCUUAUACAUACGUCGAAUAUACAGUAUUUGGUGCAUGUCUCUCAUUUUGACAUAAUACUGAGAUUUUUUAAAUCAGAAGAUUGGUGCAAACUCAUCGAAAAAACAAGCAGUUUACAGAGCGAGUGCUUCAAUAUGUCGGCCUUUGAGUAUUUUGUUUUCAUGUUUCAAGGUGUUACAAAUUUCGAAAGUUAUGUUUCAUGUAAGAAAAUAAUCAAAACUCAAUAUCUCCCUAAAAAUGUGUUCAAGUAGCGUUUUUUUGUUUUUGUUUUUGUUUUUUGUUUUUUUUUUUUUUUUUUGAAACGUAGAACAGAUAGCAAGACAGUGUCAAAAAAUGUUCAGGUGUAGCUUAGCUAGCUCAGACGAUACGGAUAGAUGACUAGUUAUAUAACAUUGGCCACACCCAGUCUCAUCGCUAGUUAUAGUCACUGCCACAUUCAGGUUAAUGGUAUAUUGAUUUUUCAGUGUUAUAAAGGGAAGAUGAAAACGUAUAUAUCCAGAAAUGAUUAGAUACUGCAGGAAUUUAUUGAUUUGACACAGUCAUAGUGAGAGAGUGAGUAGUGACCUUGUAUUCAAUACUGACAGUCUAACAACGCCUCGACUGAUAAGAUCACGCAACCAUCGAGAAUACACGAGACUGACUAGUGUUUGUGAAAGAUUAUAAUAUACAGUAGAAUAUACAGUAGAAUAACUUUUGCUUAAAUUGCUGAUAUCAAAAUAAUAAUAACGCACAAUGAUUUUUAUCUGUCCCUGUGUGUUGAUUUUUUUAAUAGAUGCAACAUCUGUCAUCAGGAAUGAGAUGGUGUUUAUAAUAUGCUAUUUCAAUCUGUUUACAAACCACAUUGUCUUUAAAUGUGAAUUAUUAUUCAUAGACUGCAGAUUUGUUGUUGCACUUGUUUUGUAUAAUAUUUGUACAUACUAUUUUCUGGCGUUGAUUCCAUGUCAACAGAGCGAUAGAGGGGUUUUUUUCUCUGUUGGAUUUAGAUCACAUUGAUUAGAUCUAAGCAUUGUACAUAUGUUUGAUGUAAAUAGAUGUUAGACUGAAAAGAUUGCUAAGUUUUCCAUUGAUCUCAAUAUCCCCAGUUAAAAAGUCACCGGACUGUGUCCCCCUAAUCAGUCACGUGCCUAUACGGUGUGCCAACGAUAAUAUAUAGUUUAUUCUUUAAAUCAAAUACAUUUUACGUUCAAUUUGUUAAUAACCUCUUAAUACUGGUGCAAAUUAUUUUUACUUUGCUACAUUCAAUCUCUCUUGUUCCCUUAUCUUAUACUCGACAUACUUUCCUUCAAAAUUUCAUAUUUUUAAACAUUUUUCACACAAGAAAAAACAUCAUAUUUGUUUACCACUUUUUAUUGUGCAAAGGUCUCAGGAAAAAACAUUUAUACAUUAAAAUGUUUUGCAUAUUCAUACAUUUAUUCAAACGUAAGUUUUUUUUCUGGCCAUCCUUACAGUUAUAAUCGCACAAUGUUUGUUGCCGUCUCAGUUUUGAUAAAACUAUUUCGGAAAAGCGAAAUGUGAUCCCGAGCGAUUUUUUAUUUGAUGGGCAUUGUGAGUUCAUUGAAGAUAGUGCUGAUCCGGGUACAAAGAGUGAUAUUACGGGGUACAUUGUUCUAUGUUUAUUUUUCUAGUUUAAGGGAAAAAAAAACGAAUAUUGUAUGAAUUUUCAGAUGGAAUAAAAAAAUUUUGAAAGAAAAAUAAUAAAAUAAAAUGAACGAAACAAU